Symbiodinium sp. CCMP2592 is the source of this 1773-nucleotide messenger RNA. The record is from the annotation of a GenBank genome assembly. NCBI's taxonomy places the organism in Eukaryota, Dinophyceae, Suessiales, Symbiodiniaceae.
AUGGCAAUCAGCAAAAACAAAAGGAACAGAAGGCGACGGCGGAUUCAAGCCGAAGCUGAAGUGUGCAUCUCAGAGACGAAAUCUGAAGUGUGUGGCAACUCAGAGACGGCGAAAGAUGACACUGAAGAGCGAACGCUCGAUGGUGUUGAUGUGGGACAGCUUCAAGAGGAGCUUCGUCAAGCAAGAGGUGACUUGCUCCUGUUGAGGAAGUCCAACCAAGGCCUAUCGCGUCAGCUCAGCCAGGUGCGCAGCUCCAACACAGCUCUUGAGAUGAAGUUACAUGAACAGACACGGAUGCUUGAGAAAGAACUGGAGUUCAAAAAAGCUCUUGUUGAUGGCCUCCGCCAGGUAGGUACAUUGACAGGCACCGAAGCUUCUGGCAGGUAUGAGAAAGUUGCUUGCUGGGAGUAUUUGGAGACAGAUCGGGACUCAUGGAGACGAUAUCUCCCGGAUGCGGAACAGUCCAUAGAAGAAGCACGCUUGGACAAACUGCCAGAGCUGACUAUCCGUAGCUCGGGCUUCAGGUAUCUCAUCAACUUGUCCACCAUGACGCAAAAGAAUGUGGAGACAAGCGAGAUGCGUGCCAUACGCAGACGAGAAAUUCUGUUGCACGCGGAUGCCAUGCUCAAGAUGACCACGGAAACCCUGCAGCACUUGCGUGGAGAGAACAAACAGUUGAAUUCGGUCCUUCGCGAGAAGGCUGACGAGAUCGAGCGAUUGGAAGACGAUGUUCGUGCCUUGCAAAAGAGGAUUCGGGAAUUGAAUGGGGAAAUCGACAACUUGCAUGCAACCCACGAGCGAACGGCCGAAUGUCUCGCCUCGGCAGAGAACACCGCCAGAAAGCUCAAGGUGCGGCAUGCAGAGCUGCAGUCUGAACAUGCUUCAAUGAAAACGAACAUGGAGAAGCUUCAUUCAGCAUUGACGCAAAGGCAUUACAAGACUGUCCUUUCCCAACUUCCGCCAAAGCCGCAGGAUGAAUCUGCGAGGCAAUUUUUCAGAAGCUUGGACGUUGAUGAUCCGAAGCAUCUUGCUCUGUUGGAGCAGUUUCAGUCCUCGAUGGUCAGCCAUCGCUUGAGACUUGGCUCCGACCUUUGGUGUGAUCCAGCCAAGGUGUCUGUGACGCGCAUCGAGGAGUUGGUUCACCCUUCAAAUCAGAUGCUUUAUGAAGCAGCACGUCGUAUCAGAGCGAGUGAAGAUACUACCUGUGGCUGCACUCCAAUUGCAGGAAUCUCUGCCUUCAAGUGCGAGGUCCAGCCGGGCUGGGUCGACAUGAACGAGUACCUGCUUUAUCACGGGACUACCCUCUGCAACACAGAGCAAAUCGUUGCCCGGGGAUUUGAUGCACAGCGUGGUGGAGAGUCAACAGGAGCGAUGUUCGGUAGGGGUGUCUACUUCGCGGAAAAUGCCUCCAAGUCAGAUCUUUACACAACUUGCCAUCUAUGCAAGGGCAUUGGCAACCGCGACUUCCGCAAAUGUGCCCAUGCCCGAGGUGAGAGAUGCAUCUUGGUCGCAAGGGUGCUGCUGGGAGAAAGCAAGCCUGUCAAGAACAGUGCUGAUGCCGGCGGCAAGGAUCAGAUUCGGGCUCCGCAGCGUGAUGACGGAACAUCGUAUGAUUCCAUUACAGCCUUGACAAAGGCGGAAGGAGGCCUAGUGGACCAUAAGGAGUUCGUUGUGUUCAAGGACCGGCAGACGCUCGCAAGCUUCCGGAUCUUCUACCGGCACGACUCCUCAUGCUCAUGCAACGGCUGCCAGCACCGGAGAUCAAGCUCCUAG